AUGGCAGAAGGUCUGAAGCCUGGCGUUCGAGAAACACCCAAGCCCUAUAUCUUCAUCAAUGGCAAGUACUGGGUCGCGAAGGACCUCACUCUGGCCAACUUUGGCGAUCUGGUGGCCGCCGAGAAACCCGAAUACGACUCUACCACCGCUGUUCAGGCGGCAAACAGACCCACGGUUGAUGAGCCAAAGCCUCAGUCGGAAGGCUACGCGAAUUUCCCUUCUCUGGCCGAAAUGCGACCUCCUCCCAUGAUGCCCGCUGGCGCCAAUCACACGAAUGUAAUUUUGAACGUUCCUCAGGAGCCUCAUCUUCUCAUUUUUUCGCACUCUCUGCCUCGCCAUGCAGUCCUGCCCUUUGAAGAUGUCCACGCGUACCAUCCGGCUCUCGCGCUGGAUGACUUCGAGCACCAGCAGCAUGCGCCUUUGGCCCCAAUGGCCCCUUGGCACCCCAGCAACAUUCAGGAGCCAGAGGUUCACCAGAAUGAUCGUGCCCUGGAGGCCGUCAACAACUGCAUCAUCGCUGGACAGCAGCCGCAGGAUCUCCCUGGUUUCGACGACAACCGCUUCGAUGAACACACGCCGCACUAUUAG
Molecule: messenger RNA, 588 nt
Organism: Colletotrichum tamarilloi
Lineage: Eukaryota; Fungi; Ascomycota; Sordariomycetes; Glomerellales; Glomerellaceae
Exons: 3
Coding region: 1-588 (195 amino acids)
Source: RefSeq, a predicted model, not a curated record